CUUUUUCUUCGAGAAUCUGGUUCUUUGCAUUAAAUAUAAUCUCUAGCACUAGAAUCGUUUUAUUUUUUAUUUUUUACUUUUUUUGUUUCUUUUCGUUGGUUGUUCGAUUGACUUGUUUUUCCUCGUCUUGUAUUGUGUUCGGAGAUUAGCUGUUCGUUUUAUCGCUGACAAAAAGGUGAAUCUUUUUUUCUCAAAAAUGAGCUGGAGCUCACAGAUGGAAGUUCAUUAUCCGAACCAUGCCAUGCCAUCUAAUUCGAUGGGAGGCUUUGUGGAUUUUUUUGGAGGUCUUAACUAUGAUCAUGGAAAUUUCAUUUUUGCUGAUGCUCCUUUUGUUCAGGAGAGUUCUUAUGCAGCAGCGAAUACUAAUUUGUACAAAUAUGCGGUUUCUGAACCUGGAAGUUUCUCAUGCUAUGAAUAUUGGCCUGGUUAUGUGGUAAAUGAUCAAAUGACUGGAAUCGAUGAAUAUAAUAAGCAUUUGGAAAGCCCUUCAUCAGUGGCUGAUGAUCAGGCUACAGUUUCACAUGUUGAUCAGGAAGGACAUUUGAGCUCCACUUCACAUGCUGAUCCUUUGGAGUGCCCUCGGAAUCUUCAGAAUACUCGUGAUUAUGAGGCUGUUUGGCAAGACAACAUUAACCCUGACAACAUGACUUAUGAGGAGUUACUUGAGUUGGGUGAAGCAGUUGGAAAUCAAUGCAGGGGUCUUUCUCAAGAACUUAUUGUGUUGCUCCCAAUAUCAAAAUUCAAGUGUGGUUUAUUCUCCAGAAAGAGAUUCAGAGCUGAAAGGUGCGUAAUCUGCCAGAUGGAGUACAAACGAAAUGAUAGGCAGAUGAUUCUUCCUUGCAAACAUGUCUACCAUGCAGGUUGUGGAAGCAAAUGGCUCAGUAUUAACAAAGCUUGCCCAAUUUGUUACAAGGAAGUGACUGUUAACGCUCCAAAGGACUAAAGCAAUAUUCUUAUCAGCACGGGAUGGUGCUUGAUUUUCCAUUUUGGUUCAAGGUUUUACUGUUUUUUCUACAACUUUUUUCUUCGUUUUCCAUUCGUAAUUUACUCUGUUUGUUCUAUAUUAAAAUAUUGAAGUUCUUGGUAGAUAAGGUUAGUUGUUUUACUUGAUAACAUUUUCAUUGGGAGUAUAUUUACCACAGUUCCAUAUGGUUUUCAUAUU
This is a messenger RNA of Olea europaea var. sylvestris, 1162 nucleotides long. Its product is annotated as E3 ubiquitin ligase BIG BROTHER-like. The record is from RefSeq and is a predicted model, not a curated record. The transcript has 8 exons. Gene Ontology annotation, molecular function: ubiquitin conjugating enzyme binding; ubiquitin-protein transferase activity. Gene Ontology annotation, biological process: negative regulation of organ growth; protein ubiquitination. The coding region runs from base 197 to 943 and encodes 248 amino acids. NCBI's taxonomy places the organism in Eukaryota, Viridiplantae, Streptophyta, Magnoliopsida, Lamiales, Oleaceae.